Lampris incognitus (smalleye Pacific opah) is the source of this 2582-nucleotide messenger RNA. It is a transcript of the gene ehd1a, whose product is annotated as EH-domain containing 1a. The coding region runs from base 351 to 1952 and encodes 533 amino acids. The record is from RefSeq and is a predicted model, not a curated record. The transcript has 6 exons. Lineage: Eukaryota; Metazoa; Chordata; Actinopteri; Lampriformes; Lampridae. Gene Ontology annotation, molecular function: GTP binding; protein binding; calcium ion binding. Gene Ontology annotation, cellular component: plasma membrane; cytoplasm. Gene Ontology annotation, biological process: endocytosis; endosomal transport.
CACGGCAGUUGUGGCAGCGUUAAAUUUUAGGGUUUAAUAGUCUUACAUUCAGCGGGUAACAAGUGCAGUUUGCCAUUUAUUAACCAAAGUUACGACACAAAAUUACGGUUACAAGCGACUUGUAACCGAAAGCCGUGUAGCGUCCUAGCUAGCUAAAAAGGGUGUCCUCUCCGGAUGAUUGACGUGUCUUGUGUUGAAGAAGAGGGCGGGGACUAAAACUUCUAAAACCUCGCCCAGCGUCCGCUUCACUCCAGCGGGUGGCUUCGGAACCGCGCCAGAAUCGUACCGAAACACUGUCGAGGGGGGUCACCGACACAUUUUGUGUCAGACAAAGGAUAAAAUCAAGUACCAUGUUCAGGAAAAACGGAAAGAAAGACCCCGAGCUGUUCCAGAAUGUGUCUGAGGGGCUGCGGCGGCUGUACCGCACCAAGCUGUUCCCCCUGGAGGACACGUACCGCUUCCACGACUUCCACUCGCCCGCGCUGGAAGAUGCCGAUUUCGACAACAAGCCCAUGGUCCUCCUGGUGGGCCAGUACUCCACCGGGAAGACCACUUUCAUCCGACAUCUGAUGGAGCAAGAUUUCCCCGGCAUGCGGAUCGGCCCGGAGCCGACGACGGACUCUUUCAUCGCGGUGAUGCACGGUGAACAGGAGGGGGUCGUACCGGGCAACGCGCUGGUGGUCGACCCCAAAAAGCCCUUCCGCAAACUCAACGCCUUCGGCAACGCCUUCCUGAACAGGUUCAUGUGUGCUCAAAUGCCUAACCCGGUCCUGGAGAGCAUCAGUAUCAUCGAUACCCCAGGAAUCCUGUCAGGGGAGAAGCAGAGAAUCAGCAGAGGGUACGACUUCGCUGCUGUGCUGGAGUGGUUUGCUGAGCGAGUGGACCGUAUUAUCUUGCUUUUUGAUGCCCACAAGCUGGACAUCUCGGACGAGUUCUCCGAGGUGAUCCGUGCGCUGAAGAACCAUGAAGACAAGAUGCGCGUGGUACUGAACAAGGCGGACCAAAUCAGCACCCAGCAGCUGAUGAGAGUCUAUGGAGCGCUGAUGUGGUCCCUGGGCAAAAUCAUCAACACCCCCGAGGUGGUGCGUGUGUACAUUGGGUCAUUCUGGGCCCAGCCCCUGCUGGUCCCUGACAAUAGGAAGUUGUUUGAGGCAGAGGAGCAGGACCUGUUCUUGGACAUCCAGUCCCUGCCACGUAACGCUGCGCUGCGAAAACUCAACGACCUCAUCAAACGGGCACGCCUUGCCAAGGUGCAAGCCUACAUCAUCAGUUCCCUGAAGAAGGAGAUGCCCAGUGUUUUUGGGAAGGACUCCAAAAAGAAGGAGCUGAUCGCCAACCUGGGUGAGAUCUACCAGAGGAUUGAGAAGGAGCACCAGAUCUCACCCGGAGACUUCCCGAACAUCACGAAGAUGCAGGAGCUGCUUAACGGCCAGGAUUUCUCCAAGUUCGCCCCACUGAAGCCCAAACUGCUCGAGGCCGUGGAGGACAUGCUAGCCAAUGACAUCGCCCGCCUCAUGGCUUUGGUGCGCCAGGAAGAGGCCACCAUGCCCAGUCAGUCUGUUAAGGGUGGCGCUUUCGAGGGGACCAUGAGUGGACCCUUUGGUCACGGCUACGGCGAGGGCGCCAGUGAGGGCAUCGACGAGCUGGAGUGGGUGGUCGGCCGUGACAAACCUACAUACGAUGAGAUCUUCUACACCCUCUCUCCCAUCAAUGGGAAGGUGUCGGGCGCCGCGGCCAAGAAGGAGAUGGUCAAGUCCAAGCUGCCCAACACAGUCUUGGGGAAGAUCUGGAAGUUGGCGGAUGUGGAUAAAGAUGGCUUCCUUGAUGACGAAGAGUUUGCUUUGGCCAAUCACCUAAUCAAGGUGAAGCUGGAGGGCCAUGAGCUACCUGCCAAGCUGCCUGACCACCUGGUGCCCCCGUCCAAGCGUGGGGUGCUACUGGAGGCUGAUUGAUCCAGAAAAGAGCAGGAGGAGCCUGGGAAGCCCCCCCCCCCCACAUCUAGGCCUGGCUACCUGUUUAGGGCUAUUCCUGACAGAAGUACUAGGUGCUACGCUAAGUGUGGGCAGAGCCAGAAGCAUCUUGGGGCUUACAUGCUUUCUCUAGGCUUUACUCGUACACCAUGAGGAGUCGCUGUGUUCUUUUUCACCAGAGAGAGACUGGAGGGUUUCUGAGUGGGUGUGGGUGGGGUGGGGACUUUGUGCAUUAGGGGGAUGAGUGUGCAGGUAGCUGUGAGACAUACGCAGUGGGGCAGGGGUUUGCUGAAUCGCCAAGUAAUGGAAGGACAAUACUGGAUUGUAAAGUGAUUCACCUGGGGGGUCAGUGGGUGCAUGAUGGGGUUGGACAUGGAUUUGUACAUCCUGUGUAAAAGAUGUCUGAAAAAUAUACAGUCCAUAUAUUAUAUGUUGAUCCAAAGAAAAAAAAAGCUUUUUUUCCAUUUGGAGAGAGAAAGGGGAGAAAUCAAAUCAGCUGUUAGACUUGUUUUAUCUCUAUUUUUGUAUUUCCCGACUGCUAACUUUAAGACUCUUUCCAAAUGCUUCCCUUUUUAUUAUUUUGCCAGAUAAAUAAAAAGGAAAUAUUUACCA